AUGCGUUCUGAUAACUCACCUUACUACUCCCCGGCUGCCUCGCCUAUCAUGUCUCCACGACGCUCCAACUCUCCCCAACCAACUCGCUCUCGGAUCCAGACCCCAUCCAAGGCCAAGCAAACACAGAACUUCCAUCUCGGCAGCCUACCCCGGUUCCAUCCUGCCGUAUAUCAGUCGAGUAGCACUUCUCACACCGCCACUGCCCAGCCUCCAUCUCCUCGCCAAUCUCGAUCGUCUACCUACCGCACUGCAACCGGAUCACGUGACAUGAUGUGGCAGUAUCGGGAGUUCAUCGAGAGUGUUCACCAAGGUCCUUCGGCGCCGCGUUUGGAUCCUCUGGUCAGCCCGGGCCCUGUCACGCCCCUGGCGCUAGAGGCGGGCGACUACCUUACCCAUGGCUCGAUGAGCAACACCGCCGAGCGUAAUCCACGAGAUGUUCCAAAGAACUCCGGCCCUUCAGCUGAGUUGAUGGAGAAGCUCAUUGCUUAUGAGGAGACGGCUCGGCAGAUGGCUCGAAAGCCUGCCAAGGGCCGGUGA
Molecule: messenger RNA, 537 nt
Organism: Penicillium digitatum Pd1
Lineage: Eukaryota; Fungi; Ascomycota; Eurotiomycetes; Eurotiales; Aspergillaceae
Source: RefSeq, a predicted model, not a curated record